This is a messenger RNA of Babesia ovata, 1254 nucleotides long. RefSeq names its product histone H3. The record is from RefSeq and is a predicted model, not a curated record. Lineage: Eukaryota; Apicomplexa; Aconoidasida; Piroplasmida; Babesiidae. Bases 1 to 1254 code for a protein of 417 amino acids. Gene Ontology annotation, cellular component: nucleosome. Gene Ontology annotation, molecular function: protein heterodimerization activity; structural constituent of chromatin; DNA binding. The transcript has a single exon.
AUGGCAUCAGAUCACGACACGGACGGGUACUCAACCCCGGAUGAAGAUGCUACAUUUUAUGAUGACAUGCGGCCGAGCCGUAUCCCAGGAGUGGGCAGCACCCGUCGCCAUUUUUUCGGCGAUGAUGUCGUGGUGGUAUCAUCUUCGUCGCCCUCUGAAGCUUCAGUGCACGCCAUUGAAGUUGAGUCCGUUGGUGACGAUGCUGAUCUACUAUCGCCCCAGGCUCCAUCAAUGACGCGCAGCGCCCACAGUUCGUCUGCGGAAUCGAUGGACCUUGUGCCGUCACGACGCACCUCUAUGGGCAAUGCCAUCGGUUCGGAGAGCGUUGCCAGGGAAAGCAGAGUUUUGGACAGUGCUACUACGUUGGGCACCUCCGUAAUAGACGUUGGAGGCCGUGAAAGCUUCGCCAGCGCCACUAGCGUCCAGCGUGACACGGCAUCCCGUGGCAGUAUCGCCGGCCGAUCAGACCGUCAACCAAGAGUCAGCGUUGUUGGCAGACCCAUUGACGUGGGUGCUAGCAGUGUGCGCGAGUCAAUACACAGCGGUCGCAAUACUGGAGGUGGGUCGACUAGCAGUUCCAGCAGGCUCUUUCCCGCGGACUCACGGCCGUCAACCUCGGCUCCUGCAUAUUCACAACCUGAUAUGAGCGAUGCCGUUACAGCGAGCCUUCUUGCCGAAGCCCGCGCGGCUCCAGUACCGAAGCGCCCCCCGAUCAAACCCGUGGCGGUGCUCUCACCCGCAAGGAUUAUCGCCGAAUUCAAGCGUGGCUCCAUGAGCAAGCAGCAGGCCGUGGAAUCGCUGAUUCGCUACCGCAUGAACAAGAUGCUCCAUAAAAACUCCGAUCGCAUGUAUGUGGACAAGGAUGGGGACGUCCGUUUCGUGAAGGGCUACGACUUUGGGAAGUCACGUGACACCCGUGGGCGAGUGAUUCGCCGCAACGGCCUGACGCGUAUCGAACGCGAGAUCCUGGCGUACCAGAAAAGCACGCACCUGCUGAUACCGCGUGCCGUCUUCGCGAGGAUAGUGCGUGACAUCGCGCAAACCUGGUGGCGCGGUCCCGAACCCGUAAAAUUCACCGUGGAGGCUCUGACCGCUCUCCAGGCUGCCACUGAAGAUGAAAUCACCCGCCUUCUCGAAAUAUCGACCGCAUGUUCGUAUCACGCGAAGCGCAUCACCCUGCGCAUAGACGACAUGCGCCUGGCACGCUUCUGCCGUGGCCGGCAGGAGUAUGAGUUCUUCAACAUAAAGAACUAA